Molecule: messenger RNA, 1133 nt
Organism: Cucurbita maxima (winter squash)
Lineage: Eukaryota; Viridiplantae; Streptophyta; Magnoliopsida; Cucurbitales; Cucurbitaceae
Exons: 9
Coding region: 173-895 (240 amino acids)
Source: RefSeq, a predicted model, not a curated record
AUCUAAAGAGAUUGCAUUGAAUUUGAUGUAACCUGUUCUACCAACUCAAUUGGCUUCGAUUUUGAAAUUUCCGCUGCGUGGUUGACCGUCUUCCCCUUCUGUUUCUUUGAAGUUUUUUCGAGGAAAUUUUUGGCGCCGUUUUAGCUUCUUUGAAGAUCCUGGAAGUGUAGCCAUGGCUAUGCAGCAGCAACAUCUUGAUAAGAUGCAACUCCGCCAGAGCUAUCGUAAUCUCUGGCAUACUGACCUAAUUCAUACAAUUCAGGCUGACACUCCCUAUUGCUGCCUUGCCUUGUGGUGUGGACCUUGUGUAUCGUAUUUGCUUCGUAAAAGAGCUCUAUAUAAUGACAUGUCAAGGUAUGUCUGUUGUGCAGGCUAUAUGCCUUGCAGUGGCCGGUGUGGAGAAAGUAAAUGCCCUGAAUUUUGCCUUUGCACAGAGGUUUUCCUCUGCUUUGGGAAUUCAGUGGCCUCAACUCGAUUCUUGUUGCAAGACGAAUUCAACAUACAGACAACAAAAUGUGACAAUUGUAUUAUCGGUUUUAUGUUCUGUCUACAACAAAUAGCAUGUAUAUUUUCCAUCGUUGCACUGAUAGUAGGAAGUGAAGAAAUUCAAGAAGCUUCUCAGCUUCUGUCUUGCUUGGCUGAUAUGGUUUAUUGCUCGGUUUGCGCAUGUAUGCAGACCCAACACAAGAUUGAGAUGGACAAGAGAGAUGGCAUGUUUGGACCGCAAGUAAUGGCAGUGCCUCCUUUUCAACAGAUGUCUCGGAUCGAUCAAGCAAUUCCUCCCUCAGUUGGACAUGCACCACAGCCUGCAUAUGGACAACCCUAUCCAGCUCAAGGCUAUCCAGCUCCGGGCUAUCCACAAUCAUCUUAUGGCCCCUCUGGACAUAACUACUAGUAAUCUCUGCACUCUUCCCCAGGUACCAGUCAUUCAUUGUGAUUUGUCCAUGCCAUGUUCAUCCUUCUGUGAAUUUCAUUCGAGUUUAUCGCUCUUACAUGUACGUGUCGAUUUGUAUAAUGAUCAAUACAGGGUAUAUUUUGUGAAGUGGUUAAGAAUGAUUUGGAUGUGUUAAAUUUCUGUAAAUUGGAACUUUAUUUGGAAAAAUGAAAGUAUUUUUCAUUUCUCCUUGUUUUCA